Messenger RNA from Daphnia pulicaria, 2233 nucleotides. RefSeq lists its product as uncharacterized. The record is from RefSeq and is a predicted model, not a curated record. The coding region runs from base 626 to 2098 and encodes 490 amino acids. The transcript has 6 exons. NCBI's taxonomy places the organism in Eukaryota, Metazoa, Arthropoda, Branchiopoda, Diplostraca, Daphniidae.
AUGCGCUUAACGUUUCGUAAUUUAUUUAAUUUUUUAUAUUGUCCCAAUUUUCCAAAUUAAAGUAAAUUAAAAUGGAAAUAAACGAAUGCUUAAAAUACUCUCCGCUAGAUGGAGAAACCUGAUCUUUGAGAAAUAAUAAAAUAUCUAUGAAUUUUAGAAAAUAGAUAGAUAAUGGUUUUAAGAUGCUAAAAUUGGUGACGAAUAAUUUACUUAAUUUAAACAUGUAAAACAAUUAAUAAUUACUAUUAACUUUCAGUCCGCUUUCAGUCACGUUUUUAUUUCGGGAUUUGUGCGCCCAAUCUUGAUGUUGCUGAUUAGCUUCAAAACUUGAACCUUCAAAAUCUUCCGUAAUCAAAACUUCAAAUUUCUGACCAUUUCCCUUCACCUUGAGUUAGUUAUUUCUCAAGUCUCGUAAGUCGUAACUCAUAAAUUUGUCUUUAACUCGAAACGUGCUAGCACUUGCUUUAUAUGCAGUAACCACCAUGAGAAUAUAAUAGUAUCCAAACAUUCUCACAGUGUGUUCGUGCUACAGUAACUUCAUUUUUCAGUUCAUCAUAUUUUCCCGCUCAUACUCAUCGUUUUCUUGUUUGAAGUAAUUGGGAAUCGUUUUGAGUUUAGACAAGCAAUGGAUCUUAUUGUUGGAUAUUUAUCUGCUGAUCCCAGUAUUAAAGGGAUUUGUCUGCAGGAUUAUCAGAAUAAAGAAGAAUAUGUUUUCACUGCAUUCAUAAAACUUGCUUGCUCUGCAUUCAACGAUCUUCUGAAACAAAACAAUGAAACAAAAGUAGAAAAUCAAGGUUUAACAGAAGAGGUGAAGAAAGAAAAGAAACAAUGCUUAAAAUUGACCAAAGAAUUGGAUGCCUUGAAGACAAAACGAAAAGAAAACUCAAAAUGCAAAAAGUGCAUCACUUAUGAGGAGGACCGCUUUGAGUUUGAACAAAAAUAUAUGAAAAUGGAAAAGCAAUUCAAGAAAUGUGCAUUCAUUAUAAAUUCUUCUUUGGAUGGAGAUAACAAAGUCUUGGGACGGGUUCGGGAUAUAGUCUCUCAAUCAGUAAUUGAAAGUAACAAUUCUCAAGAUUGUAAUAAGGUUAGUUCACCAGAAGAAAGACUAGAACUGCAGAAACAACUUUCAAACAGUUCAUUCCCUAUUGAAAUGGAUGAUGAUGAUGCAAGCAUUCUUGCUCCGUCAUCUCCUGAAGGAAGUGAUAUGGAAACACAGCAUUUUGGUGGCCCUGGAGAAGAUAUUGUUCUUUGCAUUCCUGAGACAGUACCAUUCGAUUAUCCUCAAAUAAAGAGCAAUACUCAAAAGUUCUUCAAGUCCCAACACGUUGCCCCAAGCCCCAUUAUAAAGCGUAGAAAAUCUCCCACUAAACUUUCUACGAAGUGCUUUUCCCCUAUCAAAAACAAAACAGUUACGCCUCAGAAGCAAUCACAAGAAGAUUCUGCAUCUCUUUUGGACGAAUCCAUUUAUAGCCCGCCUAUUCUGACGGAUUUCGGCUUUCCGUCUCGUCCGUCUGCAGUGCUCAAUCAAGGCAAACCAACUGCCCAAGAAUUGUGCUUACCUAUAAAGACUGAAGCUCUUCGUCCGUCAGUGUCUAAAACGAGACAUUCGGAAAACAUUAAUCCUCAAGAGAUGCUGAAGAAACCUGGCCAUCGCUCUUUAGCGGAGCAACAGACACCAACCAGCAAAAGAAACAAAUUGCUCAAACAGACAAAGUUAACGUUGACUAGGUUGCCUAGCGAUACGGCCUCCGCUAAUGGCGCUAAAAUUCGAAUGCCAACCAAAACAGUCAGGAUCAGUCCGCCGGAUAAUCAGGAACCAAAGAAAAGGCGCAGAGGAAAAGGACCUGAAGAGUGGCCUUGCAAGGAUUGCUAUCAAUUAUUUCUUGAAGCUGUGGAAGCCAAAAAGGUUGACGUUCGCAAAAUGCCCGUUUCAAUGAACUUUUGCGCUGUUCAUAGAAACCGUUAUACGUAUUAUUUGAACACCCCGCCAAACUUCUGGGAUUGCGGGAUAGGUAAGCCUCCGCGCAACGGACAUCUUUAUCCGCUUGACGCUUCUGCGACAAACGAUGACGACGAAGAGGAAGACUUCUUAAAAUGAUCAUCAAAUCUUGUGAUUCUUCUUUAUUUCCAGUUCUCAAGUAGGAGACUAUUUUUUUUUCUUUCCCUAGUGCCUUAACUGAUAAUAUUCAUGAUCAUUUAUUAGAAAUAUAUUUUUCUGUUCAUUCUACCAAUA